This is a messenger RNA of Brassica oleracea var. oleracea, 1076 nucleotides long. RefSeq lists its product as uncharacterized. The record is from RefSeq and is a predicted model, not a curated record. The transcript is spliced from 7 exons. The coding region runs from base 17 to 1036 and encodes 339 amino acids. NCBI's taxonomy places the organism in Eukaryota, Viridiplantae, Streptophyta, Magnoliopsida, Brassicales, Brassicaceae.
GAAGUAAAAUUUAAAAAUGGAUACACGUCAAAUGCUGGUUAUAUUUUCUUAUGUGGUUCUCACGCAUAUGACCCUAGGAAACAUUGAUGAGUUCGAUUGUGUUGAUAUAUACAAACAACCCGCUUUUCAACAUCCAUUGUUGAAACACCACAAGAUUCCGGAAAAAUUCACUUCGAAUGAAAGUUUUGAUAGAAAAAAUAAAUAUAAAACAAAUGAUCAAAGUUGUCCAAAAGGAACCGUGGCAAACUUAAGACAAAGAAGUGAAACUGAGAGCCUUCAUCUCGACACAAUCUAUCAAUUCGGCCACCAUUUUGCGUUUAUGGAUGCAUCUUCGUUUGAAACCAUCUAUCGAGGAGCACAAGCUGAUAUAAGUAUUCAUAACCUAACUUUACAAAAUAACCAAUACAGUAAAAGUCAAAUUUGGUUAGAGAAUGGACCUAUUGCCGAACUCAACAGCAUACAAGUUGGCUGGGCGGUACAUCCAAGAGUGUAUGGAGACAGUGCUACACGAUUGACUAUAUAUUGGACCGGAGAUGGCUAUAAGAAAACUGGAUGCUAUAAUACAGAAUGUCCUGGAUUUAUUAUUAUUACUCGAAAACCCUCGAUUGGAAGCAUUUUUAAACAAUCCUCUGUGUAUGGUGACAAGCCAGUAACUUUCACACCACAAGUUGUUCAGGGCUUUUUUGGAAACUGGGCACUGACAGUAGACGACGAAAUAAUUGGAUAUUGGCCCGGAGAGCUAUUUACACACUUGAACAAAGGAGCUUCUCGGGUGCGUUUUGGAGGAAACACAUUUAUAUCUCCAGAUGGGAUUAGUCCUCCAAUGGGAAAUGGUCAUGUUCCGAUCUAUGACUAUGAAAGGAGUUCGAGUUUUCUUCAUGUGAAACUUACGAAUGAUAAGUAUCAGAGCAUCGAAGCUGAAACACAAAUGGGGGUUGCAGAUUCUAAGUGUUUUACACUAAUAAGUCGGGAUUACACCAAUGAGACUGGAAAGUCCUUUUCUUUUGGAGGACCAGGUGGAAGAUGUGGUGUUUGAUUAUUUUAUAUAUGUUCUGACCAAGACUAUCAAAUUUACA